AUGGUUCAGAACGAAGCACCCUACGACCCCUAUAUCCCUUCCGGUUCCAACGGAGCCCAGGGCAAUGGACAGAAUGGCAACCAGCGCACCGCCGCAUUGCAAGCACAAAUCGAUGACACCGUCGGUGUGAUGCGCGAAAACAUCAACAAGGUCUCGCAACGUGGUGAGAACCUCGAUUCCUUGCAGGACAAGACCGACAACCUGGCCGUCUCGGCCCAGGGCUUCCGCCGCGGCGCCAAUCGCGUGCGCAAAGAUAUGUGGUGGAAGGACAUGAAGAUGCGCGUGUGUCUGGUCAUUUGCGUCAUUGUUCUUCUGGUGGUCAUUAUUGUGCCCUCUGGUAAGCUUGCCCUCGCUGACUUCGUUCUGACUGUCUACUUUCUCCCCGGGCAUUCAAUGCUGACUCCAUCCCCAGUGAUUGCCACCAAGCACUAG
Messenger RNA from Penicillium brevicompactum, 432 nucleotides. RefSeq names its product SNAP receptor SNC2. Gene Ontology annotation, cellular component: plasma membrane; SNARE complex. Bases 1 to 432 code for a protein of 143 amino acids. Gene Ontology annotation, molecular function: syntaxin binding; SNAP receptor activity. NCBI's taxonomy places the organism in Eukaryota, Fungi, Ascomycota, Eurotiomycetes, Eurotiales, Aspergillaceae. The record is from RefSeq and is a predicted model, not a curated record. Gene Ontology annotation, biological process: vesicle-mediated transport; vesicle fusion. The transcript has 2 exons.